Molecule: messenger RNA, 1947 nt
Organism: Cucumis sativus (cucumber)
Lineage: Eukaryota; Viridiplantae; Streptophyta; Magnoliopsida; Cucurbitales; Cucurbitaceae
Product: serine/threonine-protein kinase D6PKL2
Exons: 2
Coding region: 209-1564 (451 amino acids)
Biological process (GO): protein phosphorylation
Cellular component (GO): nucleus; cytoplasm; plasma membrane
Molecular function (GO): protein serine/threonine kinase activity; ATP binding
Source: RefSeq, a predicted model, not a curated record
UUGGAGAUGUCUAAUGAACCCGGUCCAACAUGGCACCCAAAUUUAGGCAAAUUGGGCCCUUCCAAAAUGGGCCCCCACUGGGCCCAAUUAGCCCAUUGACCCGGCCCAGGUUUUCCUCCUUCAAAAAUCACUCCCUUGCCCCUCUCCUGGCUCCUCAAGCGCAUUCUCGUCUUCCUCUCCUUCUCCUUCUCCUUCUUCCUCUUCUCCAAUGGAGUCAUCUCCAGACGACAUCGCCGACGACCUGCAGAGCCUCAGCUUCAACUCAACUAACACCAACCGCAGCACCAGCUCCGGCUCCGAGACUACUCUCACCGCCUCCUCUUCCUCCCUUAACAUCCCUUCCAUUCUCAGUAAACCUCACGCGCCUUCCUCCGACCCUUGCUGGUCCGCUGUGAACCGGAUCCGAUCCGAAUCUUCGUUUCGCCAACUCGCCUUCUCCGACCUUAAGUUCUUCCACCGCCUCGGCUCAGGUGACAUUGGCUCCGUCUACCUCUCCGGUCUCAAGUCUGCUGGAACUGACGGAUGCUUGUUUGCAGCGAAGGUAAUGGAUAAGAAGGAACUGGCGAGUCGGAGUAAAGAAGGAAGAGCGAGGACUGAGAGGGAGAUUUUGGAGUCUCUGGACCAUCCAUUUCUACCAACGCUUUAUGCUAGUAUCGACUCACCGAAGUGGCUCUGUCUCUUGACUGAGUUUUGUCCCGGCGGCGACCUCCAUGUUCUCCGGCAACGGCAACCUAACAAACGAUUCCAUGAACUCGCCGUGAGAUUCUAUGCAUCGGAGAUAGUGGUCGCUAUCGAAUACCUUCACAUGAUGGGGAUUGUUUACCGUGAUCUGAAGCCGGAAAAUGUGCUGGUACGAUCGGACGGCCAUAUCAUGCUCACUGAUUUUGAUCUCUCUUUGAAGUGCGAGGAAUCAACAGCGACCCCACAGGUUAUCAAUGCUAAAAAUCCGAUGAAUGGCACCGCCCCGUUAAAGGACUAUCAAAUUGAUGCCCCUCCUUUCACAUCAUCCUCUUGCAUACUUCCAAACUGUAUAGUCCCCGCCGUGUCAUGUUUCAACCCAAAACGCAAGCGAAAGAAGAAGUCUGGACAUCGCAAUGGACCCGAGUUUGUGGCUGAACCAGUUGACGUCCGGUCAAUGUCAUUUGUCGGCACCCACGAGUACUUGGCACCGGAGAUUGUCUCAGGUGAGGGCCAUGGAAGCGCAGUGGACUGGUGGACCUUGGGGGUGUUUGUGUUUGAGUUGUUUUAUGGAGUGACACCUUUUAGAGGCAUGGACAAUGAACUUACCUUGGCCAAUAUAGUUGCUAGAGCCCUUGAGUUCCCUAAAGAACCAGCAGUGCCAACAGCAGCUAAGGACCUCAUCUCUCAGUUGUUGAUCAAAGACCCGGCGAGACGGUUGGGAUCAACGACAGGGUCAUCGGCGAUCAAGCACCAUUCAUUUUUUCAAGGGGUAAAUUGGGCAUUAUUGAGAUGUACGUCGCCACCAUUUAUUCCUCCACCUUUUAGUAGAGAGAAAAUUGCAUCAGAUGAAAGCUGCACAGAAGCCCCAGUGGACUAUUAUUAGUGGCUAAAGUAAGCAAGAUUGGUUUUAUUAUGGGAUUAGUUAUUUUCAGCCAGCAACGGUCGCACAAUUUUCCACAGCCUAUUUUGCGAGCACAUGGCCUUUGUAAAUCUUAAUGUGCAUAUAUUAAUAAAGCACACUUCAUUGAAAUAUAGUUUUAAGCUAUGACCUAGAGAGAGACAACGUCAACCAUAUUAGCUAGCUGGUUGAGAUUUUAGAGUUAUAUUUAUAAUAGUUGUACUAGAUCUCGUGCCUUGUUUAGAUUCUAAUCCAAAAGUUAACUCAACGAGUAAAAUAUAAAAUAUCUUAUCAUGCAGUGGUAAGAAAAAUGCCUUGAAUUUGAUGCAUUUGAUUGAUCCAAUAAACCCUCUUUAAUAGUUGGUGAA